ACAAAUUUAUUUUUUUUAAAAAAAAAAACUCUGUUUUCUCAAAAGGCUCUGUUUUCCCCUGUUUUUUUCUUCUUCUAAAAAAAUUGAAAUGGGUAGCUGUACAUCAUCACCAUUGAUGACAAAACAAAGUGGAAGCGUAAUGAAUUUGCCAGUUACAAAAGUAGCCAUGGUGAUUCAAAUGAACGGAAAACUUCAAGAAUUCCGGCAGCCCAUUACCGCCGGCGAGAUCCUUGUCCAAAAUCCUGAUUUCUUCCUUUGUAGCUCAGAAGCCAUGAAUGUUAAUUCAUUAGUUCCUCAAUUGGCUAAAGAUGAAAUCUUGCAGCUUGGUCAGCUUUAUUUUCUUUUGCCGGUUUCUAAAUUACAGACCCCAUUUUCACUUCAAGAUAUUUGUGUACUUGCUGUAAAAGCAAGCACAGCUCUUAAUGAUUAUUUUAAUUUGUCCACUAUAGUGGACGGAUCGUCAAGAAUUCUAACAAGGAGAUUCAAGAAAAUGCACGAUUGUCAUGCUAAGGAUUUGAACCUGAGAAGUAAAGUUUUUGAGUCAUCUUUGCCACUACAGUAACAAGUUUUUCUUCCAGGAGAUUCAAAAUUUAUAUACAGCUUUUCGUGUCAUAUGAUUGAAAAUGAGCAAAGAUGUCUGUGGAAAGUUAUAUGUAUUUUUUUUUUCGAUUUAAUCAUUAGGUAUUCGCAACCCACUUCUUGAUUACUAUGAAUUUCUUUGGGUAAGCAUGCUAAGGAAAAAUGCGUCCUUAUCAAGAAGUUCGUUAUUUUACGACAUCUACUUAAAAAACGAAGAGAUUUUAUAUUUUGUAAGGGUGAAUUUAAAUAGUUAGUGAAUGUGAAAAGAAGAAGAAAUCAUUUUAUAUUUGGUAUUAAUACUAGCAUGUAGAUCUGUAUAUAUGUUGUAAUAGAAUGGAUGGUUGGCAUUUCCACGUGUCUACAUUGUAACACAUAAA
Molecule: messenger RNA, 956 nt
Organism: Solanum dulcamara
Lineage: Eukaryota; Viridiplantae; Streptophyta; Magnoliopsida; Solanales; Solanaceae
Exons: 1
Coding region: 89-562 (157 amino acids)
Source: RefSeq, a predicted model, not a curated record